This is a messenger RNA of Aphanomyces invadans, 2298 nucleotides long. RefSeq names its product TKL protein kinase. NCBI's taxonomy places the organism in Eukaryota, Oomycota, Saprolegniomycetes, Saprolegniales, Verrucalvaceae. The transcript has a single exon. The record is from RefSeq and is a predicted model, not a curated record. Gene Ontology annotation, molecular function: ATP binding; protein kinase activity. Gene Ontology annotation, biological process: protein phosphorylation; intracellular signal transduction. Bases 1 to 2298 code for a protein of 765 amino acids.
AUGGAGCCCACUGCGUCCUCGGCCGCCAAAGCCAAGUUAGAUCUGUUCUCGGCCAACCACUUCGAGAACCUCCAGAUCGCAUACACGGUCAGCUACGGCAUCAUGUUUGCGCUCUCGAUCGUUCUCCUUGUGUACUUGCGCCACAACCGGUUGACAGCAUUCAAAGGCAACAUGUUCGCCGCGCGCAAAGUGAUCUUGCCGACCUUCGAGGCCCUCUUCUGGGUCGUCGCCAUCGUCACGGGAGCGUACUUUUGGUACUUCCUUGCGACCACGUCCAUCCGCUACGUCACCCCGAUCACGUACAGUUGGUUCACCGAGGCAGUGUACCAAGGCAGCCAGUUCACCUUCCUCCUCGUGACGGCAUACUUGUAUCAAUCGAGUGUGUCCCGACCGGCACUACAUCGGUCGAUUGCCCUUGCUGCUGCGGUCACCAUGACUCCGAUCAUCGUUGUCCAUGCGCUGGACACAGCGAACGCGUCCAACGAAACCACUUUCAUCGUCACGAGCGUGAUUCGAGCAUUCAAAUCGAUGUGGUAUGUCUUGAUGCUCCUUCGACCAGUGUCAAGGGCCAGUGUCCGAACCCAGCGCGAGUUCGCCCUCUUUGCGCUGGUGUUUUACACGAGCGCAUACGUCCACGGGGUCUUCAUCUUGAUGAACAACGUCAACGACGCGUCCGAAGUUAUGUUUUGCAACGUCAUUUGGGUGUCGUUCGCGCCGUUCUUCAUCUGGCGCGUCCUGCGCGCCGACACGGAGCACUGGCGCGGAUUCAGCGAACGGGCGUGCGAACUCCAACAGCACUUUCGAGAAAACCAGGGAAUGCAGGAAAUCGUGUCCGCCCAAGGUCUCCAUGUCCUCCUCGAGGUGCACCGCAAGGACAUCAUCGACUUUGCCCACAUGGAGCUCCGAGAACCCAUCGGAGUCGGCGCGUCCGCGAACGUGUACCGCGGCAUGCUGCACUCGACAACCCACGUCGCCGUCAAGGUGUACUCGCCGACCGAGAUCUCCGAGUCGACCAUCCUCGCGUUCUCGCAGGAAGCGGCGCUGUGCACGGCGCUCAAGCAUCCCAACAUCGUGUUCUUCCAUGGCAUGUGCAUCAGUCCGCCGUCCAUCUGCUUGGUGUACGAACUGUGCCGCGGCAGCCUCGAAGACGCGCUGCAGAAACCGCGCGCCGGCUACGUCGAGCCGCUCUGGCCCAAGCUGUGCUACAUACUCGACGCGGCCCGCGCCGUCGCGUUCCUGCACAGCUUCUCGCCGCCAUUCAUCCAUCGCGACAUCAAGCCGGCCAACUUCCUCCUGGACGCGAGCAACGUCGUCAAGCUCACAGACUUUGGCGAGGCGCGCAGCAUGGCAUUCACGAUCGAAGACAUCGCCAACGACGACCGGUCUAUGACGGUCCGAGGCACUGUCGACUACAUGGCCCCCGAAGUCAUCGACGGCAAGCGGGGCGUAGCCAACUACACCGAGACGGCGGACAUCUACAGCCUGGCCAUCACGAUGUGGGACAUCCUCCACCCCGGCCGGGAGAAGUACCCGAGCAGCAACCACAACCACCUGAACGUGUUUCGCAUGGUGCUGGACGGCCAGCGGCCCCCAAUCGACCCCGAGAUCCCCCAGCCGCUCCACGACUUGCUCGAGAACUGCUGGAACGCCGACGCGAUCUUCCGUCCGUCGGCCAAGAUGGUCGUGACCGUUGUCCAGGAAUUUUUGGAAGAGUUGUGUGGCCAAGUGUCGCAACGAGUCAGCGGGUUUGUGUGUGGCUUCGAGUCGCACACACACGGCAAUCGAUUCGUGGCGCCGUCCGCCGCCUUUACUGGCAACGAGCUCGUACGGUGCUUCAUGGAGCACGGGUAUGCUUUCGAGACCGAGGAAGCGAUCCGGUUUGGCAACGCGCUCAUGGACGCGGGGUGUUUGCAUCACACAAAGCACACCACACCGUUCGAAAACUCGACCACGACCACCUACUUCUUUGACACACAACAAGUCGACUUUGCAGCCCCCAUCCAAGACAGAGUAUCGAUCCUCGGAAUGAACGAAUUUACGUCGUUUCCGACUGGUGCGCAUGACGGACCUGCAUUGUGUCCAUGCCGAAAGCUCGGACAAGGCCAUGUCAAGAACAGAGCGGCCGUGGCUCGCACGACAAAUCCGUUCCAUCGUCCCAAGGACGACAACGUCCUGACCGUGAAUCUCCUCCACGACCAGUGUCCUGACGACGUCGACUUUCCUGGUUUCCGUACGAGUUCCACUGGAGGCACAUUGUAUCCUUCCACGCAGCGUACACUCGUCUUGGAGGUCCAGUAG